AUGAACAUGGACUGUGCUCCCGAGGCGGAAUGUCGAGAGACACCCAUGGGACCAAUGUGCCAAUGCAUGAGCGGGUUUGUCGACAUCUCUCGACAGCAUGGGCGACCUGCCGGUAGAAUAUGUCGAGCGGUCGUUAACGAAUGCGCUGAAGGGAAGCAUGACUGUUCACGCCAUGCUGCCUGCAUCGACACCGCUGACGGCUUCACCUGCCGAUGUCAUGACAAUUAUCGUGAUGAAAGCCCUUCGCCGUCAACUCAGCCAGGCAGGGUCUGUAUCAGAGCUUUUGUGCCAGAUCCACCAGAGUGUGAAGUAAGCGAUCCGAUGAGUUGCGAUCAGCGAAAAUCUGAGGCAGAGGGUUACACCUGCCAGUGUAGAUCAGGAUUCGCCGACGUUUCCCCACCGGGACAACCUGGUCGACAAUGCAAAGCGCGCGUCAACGAAUGCUCUAAUAAGGAAAAGUAUCGUGUUGAUUGUGAUGAGAACGCAAUCUGCGUCGAUACCGACGACUCGUUCACAUGCCAGUGCCGUCCAGGAUUCGCAGACAUCUCGGCCGCAUUCAACAAACUGCCGGGUCGACGCUGUAUCGAGGCAGUUAAUGAGUGCUCCAUCAAAGGUCUCAACGAUUGCUCCGAAUUCGCGCUUUGUGAAGACGCCAAGGAGGGCUAUGUCUGCUCAUGUCGUAACGGCUACGUUGAUGCGUCACCAAACGCAACGCACUAUCCGGGACGGGUUUGCCGCAAACCCAUCGAGAGAAGCCGCGAUGUGGCACAAAUGAAAUCUGCACCGAUCGAGGCCAACGAGGCCAUCACUCCUGUCAAUGUGCGGACAAUGCAUUCCGCUACGAAGAUGGAACCUGUCGAGUGUUCUCGGCCUGCUCACGAAACACCGAUCGACUCGUACAGUUGCCAAUGUCGUCCGGGCUACAUCGACAUGUCCCCGGAUCCCGAACGACGACCAGGAAGACGUUGCAAAGAGCUGGUGAACGAAUGUGCCACUUCUAACAACGAGUGCUCGCCUUAUGCCAAAUGUAUCGAUCUCACUGAAGGCUAUACCUGCCAGUGUCUCGAGGGCUACGUGGACGUUUCCUCCAAGCACAAGCUUCCUCCCGGUCGGAGAUGUUCUCAAUCGAACAACGAAUGCGCUUUCAAGCAUCUCAACACUUGCGACGAGAACGCUGAUUGCGUUGACACCCAGGAUGGUUACACCUGCCAGUGCUUUGCCGGUUUCGUUGACGUUUCGUCUAAUGCUAAUCUACCUCCUGGACGAGUCUGCACAGUACAGACGACUUGUCCGAAACAGAAAACCGAUUUGGUGUUCCUCAUCGAUGGAUCCGGAUCUAUUGGAUCCUAUGUGUUCAAAAAUGAAGUGCUUCGAUUUGUCCGAGAAUUCGUUGAACUUUUCGAAAUCGGUUUGGAUCAGACUAGAGUCGCACUGAUCCAGUACUCGGAUCAGAUCCGUCAUGAAUUCGAUUUGGAUCAGUACACUGACAAGGCUGCCGUUCUUCGAGCAAUCACUGAUACUCAGUACCUUACUGGACUGACUCGCACUGGUGCCGCAAUUCAACAUAUGGUUCAGGAAGGGUUCAGUGAGAGACGAGGUGCCCGACCUCAAACUCCUGACAUCGCCAGGGUAGCGAUUGUUCUCACUGACGGUCGUUCUCAAGACAAUGUGACUGGACCUGCUGAGUCGGCUAGGAAGUUGAACAUCAACACGUUCUCCAUCGGUGUCACCGAUCACGUACUGGCCAGUGAGCUUGAAGCCAUUGCGGGAUCACCUACUCGAUGGUUCUACGUCGACAAGUUCAAGGACCUGGAUACACGUCUUCGUUCGAUGAUUCAAAAGGCAGCAUGCCCCACCCCGGUGAAAACCGCGUCUCCACCUCAGGGCACGUGCAACCCCCGAACGCAGACCGGAUGUGAUCGUUCACUCAACGAGUACUGCGCUGAGGAGAAUGGACGAAGUCGUUGCAUAUGCCCAGCCGGCUUCCAUCGUCAUCCGACCACUCGGGUCUGUGGAGGAUCGCUGUGCAAUCCGCAACUAAUCACGUCAUGUUCAUGCCUUCCAAGUGUACCAAAUUCUUGUGAUAUCCGAAAACGGGAAAAAUGCCUCCCACAUGGCUCAUUCUACACGUGCCAGUGCGAGGGGAAAGAUAGAAGACAUCCUGUCACAGGAAUCUGCCGUUCAUGCCUUCCAAAUGUACCAAAUUCUUGUGAUAUCCGAAAACGGGAAAAAUGUCUCCCACAUGGCUCAUUCUACACGUGCCAGUGCGAAGGGAAAGAUAGAAGACAUCCUGUCACAGGAAUCUGCCUGAAAAACGAGUGCGAGCUGGGAUUGCAUGACUGCGAUCGUUCUGCUCGUUGCAUCGAUACCGACGACGGCUUUCUUUGCGCCUGCCCAGCAGGAUUCAUCGACCGGUCACCGGAUCCGAUUUCCAAACCGGGACGGCUAUGUGUUGCUGAACAAAAUGAAUGUCUCGACGGUACCAACAAAUGCUCCCCUAACGCCAUCUGUACUGAUACAGAAUCGGGCUACGUCUGCCGCUGCAAACCAGGAUUCGUCGAUUAUUCACCUAAUGCUCAAAGCUUCCCUGGCCUUGUGUGCAAGGAGUUAGUAAAUGAGUGCUCGUCAAAACGCUUGAAUGACUGUGACGAGAACGCUAUCUGCGUUGACACCGUCGAGGCGUACACAUGCAUCUGUCGGCCCGGAUUUGUCGAUAUGGACGAGUUCAGAAAUCCGGGACGGCGCUGUCGUAAAGAAAAGACCAACGAUCGUUGCUCCGUCGGCAAGAACGACUGCGAUCGGAACGCUCGCUGCACACAAAUAGGCGACGAUGAUUACACCUGCUCCUGUCCUGCGGGCUUCAAAGACAAGUCUCCGUCGCCAUCCCGUCCGGGGCGAGUGUGUAUUCCUGUUAUUCCGGAGUGUGACAACCCGACACUGAAUGACUGCGACUCACCGGACAGGGCCAUUUGCACCGAUACCGAUGACGGCUACAUGUGCAGGUGUCGUCAAGGUUUCCUCGACAUUUCGCCGAAUAUCGCUUCGAAGCCAGGAAGACUCUGCAAGCCCUUGCAGAACGAGUGUGCCUUGGGAACAGACGACUGCGCUCGUGACGGUGGCAUCUGUGAGGAUACACCGGACUCGUUCCUCUGUCGCUGUGCUAUUAACUACCUGGACGUUUCAUUCGACAGAGUGAACAGACCGGGAAGGAAGUGUAAACGACUUGUGGAUGAAUGCGCAACAGGACAGAACGACUGUUCGAGGGAAGCGAUAUGUACUGAUACAGAGGAUAGCUACAUGUGCGCUUGCCCUCCCACUCAUAUCGACCUCUCAGCGGAUCCCAUUAAUCGCCCAGGGCGGAAAUGUCUGCUUCGAAUCAACGAGUGCACUUCCGGACGUCAUGACUGCUCCCCAAAUGCCGACUGCAUGGACACCCCAGAGUCCUACAAGUGUCGAUGUCGCGAUGAUUUCGUCGAUGAAUCGCCGGACGUCGUGCAUCGGCCUGGACGAAUCUGUCGCCCAGCGCUCGUCGAUGAAUGUCGGUUGGGCAAGCAUGACUGUCACAGUGACGCUUUCUGCCAGGACUUGCCUCAGGGCUAUACAUGCAGGUGUAAACCUGAAUUUUUGGACCAGUCUCCCAAUCGAGCCACCCAUCCAGGUCGAAUGUGCGUGCCACGCCCAACUCCACCACCGCCUGAGUGUCGGAUUGAUGGUCCUAAUCAGUGUAAGGCACAUUUGAACGAAGUGUGCCGCUUGGUAAACGGGGAACCAAAAUGUGCCUGCCCCAUCAACUACCAAAGGGACUCAUCCGGCUCAUGUUCAGUGAUUAAUGAGUGCGACUUCCCUCAACUAGUAGACUGUCACCCUUCCGCUGAUUGCAUCGAUCAACUGGUCGGAUUCACCUGCGCCUGUCGGCCAGGGUUCAAGGAUAUCGGAGAAAAACCCGGCCGUAUGUGCAAACCAUUGGUGAACGAGUGUCAAUUCCCUCACCUGAACGAUUGCCACCAGCAUGCCCAAUGUAUCGACCUGGAGGAAGGAUACGAGUGCAAAUGUAAUCAUGGCUUCAUGGAUCGCUCUCAUGGACGACCGGGCCGAAUUUGCAAGCAGCUCAUUGACGAGUGUUCUGUACCCGGCAUGAAUAGCUGCGACAGAAAUGCCAGAUGUAUCGACGAAGAGGAGGGUUAUCGUUGCGAAUGUCGUGAAGGAUUCCUGGAUGUGUCGCCUUCACCACAGUUCAAGGGAAGGAGCUGUAGGCGAUUGGUGAACGAAUGCCGCGAUCCAAAACUGAACGACUGUGACCGGAACGCAAAGUGCCGAGACACCAUGGACUCGUACGAAUGCGAGUGUCCGCCCAAUUCCAAAGAUAUUUCACCAAGUCCCGCUUUCCCUGGUCGCGUCUGCCUGCUCUUUGAGAACGAAUGCGAGACUGGCAAGCACGACUGCGAUCCGUCGGCCAUUUGCCACGACAACGAGCAGUCGUUCUCCUGCGAAUGUCCUGCCGGCUUCGUUGACAGAUCUCCCAAUAAAAUGCAUCGCCCAGGACGAGUUUGUGUUAAACUGGUGGACGAGUGCUCAACCGGACGGCAUACCUGUAGUGCUCAAGCAGAUUGUCGUGAUCUGGAAGAAGGGUACACAUGUGAGUGUCGUGAGGGAUACGUUGAUCGCUCACCCAAUCUGGCCAGUCAACCGGGACGAGUUUGCAGUGCUCCAGAAGUAUGUCCUCCGAACCAUGACUGUAGCUCAGCAGCCGUCUGUGAGCCACUGGGUGGUAACAAGUACCAGUGCUCCUGCAUUCAGGGCUACGUUGAUCAAUCCCCGAAUGGGCAAAAGGGACGAAUCUGCGUGAGAAAAGUAUGUCCACCGAACCAUGACUGUAGCUCAGCAGCCGUCUGUGAGCCACUGGGUGGUAACAAGUACCAGUGCUCCUGCAUUCAGGGCUACGUUGAUCAAUCCCCGAAUGGGCAAAAGGGACGAAUCUGCGUGAGAAACAACGCAUGCCGUGAUCCCAAGCUGAAUACGUGUUCCCGAAAUGCCAUAUGCUAUGAUGAAGCCAGGGGAUAUCGUUGUGAAUGCGUUCGAGGGUACAUUGACCGAUCGCCCGAUCCAGCUUUACGUGGACGAGUCUGUGAACCGCCGCCGCCACCAACGCCUCCACCUCGCCAUCCAUGCCAAGAUCCGAACCUCAACGAUUGCCAUGCAGCUGGUUCUUGCAGAGCGACUGGAGCGCAGUCGUAUACUUGCGAAUGCCUUCAAGGAUACGUUGAUAAAUCGCCCGACCCGAAGAAACCAGGACGCCUUUGCAUACUCACGGAGCCUGUAUGCCUCGAUAAAAGCCAGAACGACUGCCAUACUGCCGCUAUAUGUAGUGAGGUGUCGGGUCCCGAGAAGUACACCUGCCAGUGUCGUGACGGAUACAUCGACCAGUCACCAAACCGAAAUACUCGACCAGGCAGAAUCUGCGUGGAAAUGGUAAAUGAAUGUCUGGACCGAUCUCUAAACGAUUGCCAUCCGCUAGCGAUUUGUGAAGACAAGAGGGAGGGCUACACAUGCCGUUGCCCGGUGAACACCAUUGACAAGUCGCCAGACCGCAACCGCCCUGGCCGUCUCUGCACCAAGCAGAUCAACGAGUGCAGGAAUCCAUCGCUCAACACGUGCUCUCGGUUUGCGGAAUGUAUCGACAAAGAGAACGGAUAUGAGUGCCGAUGCAGGCAGGGAUAUUUCGACAAUGAUCCUGCCCAUCCAGGAACUCAGUGCUCAUACAUCAUCAACGAAUGUGAUUCGCCGAACCUCAACGAUUGUGAUCGCAACGCCAUGUGUAUUGAUAGAGAAGGAGGCUAUGAUUGCAAAUGCAAACCACCAUAUAGGGACGAAAGUCCUCCUGGUCAACCUGGUCGAGUAUGUCGUCUGAAUGAAUGUCUCGACAGCAAUUUGAACAACUGUGAUCGUAACGCUGAAUGCCAGGACAUGGACGAUGGCUACAUUUGCAGCUGCCGCGAAGGGUACUACGAUCAGUCACCGAAUCCCCAGGAACCAGGAAGGGUUUGCCUCGAGUUCCAGGUUGACCACAAAGUUGAGCAGAUUACGCAAAGGCCAGUGCAAACGCAUCCUCUCAAUGAUGGUCUCCCUUGCGGUCGCGAGUUUUGUAAGGUCGCCAUGGGAGAAGUGUGUAUCAGCGGAUCUUACUGCGGAUGUCGUCCAGGCGAGAGCAGAUCUGUAGCCACUGGACGAUGUGAACGAGUAGAGGAAACACCGAUGCAGAUCCGAGUUGUCAGUCGCGAUUCUCGUCCUCUGCUUUACUCCAGCGAAUACGGAUCCACAAAAAGCCCACCGUAUGUGGAAAUAACGGAUAUGUUCCAGAAAGACAUGGCUAGAACUUUCGGUGGAACAAUAUAUGCUCCUCGAUACGUCAACACAAAAGUCGAUUACAUUACUCAUCCAAAGACUGUCAACAGCUCUUGGCCAGAUGGCCUUCUGUUCAAGUACGAUGUGCAGACAACGCCAUCAAAGCAACAACCGGUUGACAAAUGUGAGCUGUGGAAGCAAAUGAUGGCAUCGUUACAGCGCACCAACGGACUCAUUGGUGGUCAUUCACUGCGGAUCGCUGACGACAGUGAGUUACUCAAUCCAUGUCGAAAGGAAGAGCCGCUAGGCGAGUGCGGAGGAAAAGACUGCAACCUUCAGCUUGGCGAGAUCUGUAUAGCUGGCUCAGUCUGUGGUUGUCCAGUUGGAAUGCGGCGUGCCCGCCCAACGGACGUCUGUCGUGCCGUCGAAUCGUGGAACGUCCCACUUCUAGUCAUACGCAAGGAACACAACAAUCUCAUCUAUAAUGACUCGUUUGCGAAUCCCAUGGAUUCCAUUUACAAGUCGUAUGUUCGGGAUUACGAGCGUGGAAUCGGUGGCUGCUACCCUCACACGAGCCUUCGCAACGCAUUUGUCGCUGCUGAUGUGAAUGAAAUCAUUAACCCUCGGAUGAUGAAUGCCAGCUGGGAAAGUGGACUGCUUUUCAACACUACGGUCCACUUCAGAAAAGGUGCUGUUCGUAUACCAUCAGAUGUGUAUUAUGACUUGGUCCGCUACAUAAUUGAACGAAACGGUUACGAAGUUGGUGACAGUGGAUUGUACCUGAACGAGUACCAGCCAAAUCCCUACAAGGCUUGCUUCAAGAAUGAUUGUCACCCCAAGGGAAUCUGCUAUGAUGAGACGGAACGAACUUAUCGAUGCGAAUGUGGUGCCGGAUUCCGAGAUCUCGAUCCCUCAGAUCCUGGGAAGAAAUGUGUCCCCAUUUACGGAUUCAACGAAUGCGAGAAAAAGGAGGACAACGAGUGCUCGGAAAAUGCUCGUUGCAUUGAUCUCGAACACCUGUAUAAGUGCGAAUGUCUGCCGUCUUAUUCGGACGCUGCUCCACCGGGAGCUGUCCCAGGAUCCGUCUGUGUUCUCGAUUACUGUAGUGAUGUGAACUUCUGCCCUACGAAUACCACUUGCAAGAAUAUGGAGCAGCAGGCUGAGUGCCGAUGUGACCCAGGAUUCACUGAUAUCAGGAAAAGCGAGCACCGUCGCGAACUUGGACUUGGCGACGAUACUCUAUGCAUGCAUAUAAGGGAUGUCAACGAAUGUGCUCUGGGACUCACCAACUGCUCGGGAGUGGCUGAAUGCAUUGACCGACCCAUCGGAUACACCUGCAGAUGCCCUGAGGGUUACAUCGAUGGAAGCCCAGAAGAGCCCGGUCGGAUCUGCGGAGCACUGCUCUGCGACUUGUGCAAUUCCCAUGGCGACUGCGUCCACAAUGCUCAAACAAACAACAUCACAUGUGUCUGCAGUGAAGGCUGGAGUGGCGAAUUCUGCCAAGUCGCUCCCUCCAAUGCAUCACUCGUACUGCUGAUUCUGCUUGCCCUACUAUUCCUCCUACUCACCCUUUGUUGUCUUCUGUACUUCUGCACCAAGUGUCACUGCUUCGGAGCCAGGGGUAUGGCAGGUGGAGCACCAUUUGUAUAUCGACGUGGUGGGGCGUGGCCAUGGUCUACACUUGAAGGUUCAUCGUCUUCUGAAAGCGGAGCCGAAUUCUCAGCGCUCAGUGCCGCUGGUCACGACUACUACCCAGAUAUUGGAAUUCCUCGAGCGAAACUGAAGGCUGGUGCUGUUGCAGCAGACGCCGGCGCGAAGGCAAUGGACGUUGCGAGAUUGGAGCAGUACCUCACCGAAGGAGCCGUUCGCAUUCCUCGUGCUCAUCUGGUUGGAAGUAAUGGCCGUCUCAAUGAGUCGGUCGAUAGCAUGUCCAGUGCUUCUAGUGAAUACACCAUCAAGGAGGAGGUUGAACGAAAGGUAAUUACCGAUGUGACAACAAAGGAAAUCAAGACCACAACGACUACUGAUAGUGCCGGCAACGUUGUGACAACGACGGCUGAAACGUAUGCCUACCCUCAGCACACUGUAUCCCACGGAGAGAGUUCUGCUGAGCGGAAAUAUCGUCAUUCUGCCGCUGAAGAACGUGAGCGAGGAGAAAGCGUAGCCGAGUUCUCUAUCGGACAAGCAAAGUCGAAAGACUAUUUAAGUAGGGAACGCGAUCUCAUUGAGUACUCUUCGGUGGUGACCAGCCAGAAAUCUACAUCGGUGACGAAGCACUGA
This is a messenger RNA of Haemonchus placei, 8622 nucleotides long. The record is from the annotation of a GenBank genome assembly. NCBI's taxonomy places the organism in Eukaryota, Metazoa, Nematoda, Chromadorea, Rhabditida, Trichostrongylidae.